GCAGAGAUGGAAGACGUGGGGCGGCGCUUGCGGGCGCUGCGUAAGCGGGCUGCAAGGCGACAGAGUAGGCCCCGUCAGAGGAGUCGCGGCUGGCGAUGCGCGCCAGCCAGCUCCACGUGCAUGGUGGUGUUAGUGUACAGCGGGGGUGUUGCAGAGGUGGCGGCGGAGUUUGCGCAGGGCCGAGGGUGGUGGAAGGGCCGGAGAGCGCUCGCUGGGUCUGCUGACGAGUUGCGGGAAAUAGCAGUGGAGGUUGAGCAAGCGUACGACACGUUGCCCUUGGUGCAGAUUGCGGCGCUCCAUGGCGACCCUGUCAAGGCUGGCUUGGUGUCUGAGCCCCAAAUGCUGGCUAUUAUCCGCUGGGUGGUGGAGCGCUCUCUCUACACCUGGACUGAAGAGCAGAACACAGUGCACGGUGUUGCGCCAUCUCGCGCCCAACUGGUCGAGCGCGCCUUGUCUGCAAUACCUCCUCUGGCCCCAGACGCAUGGUUGCGAUGGGGGCUGCGCUUGGGAAAGCUGAAGCCGCGCAACCGCAUAUCUGUGGCCGAGAAGCAGUCCAAGGCCAUGGCCUAUUUCCAGUGGGUCAACGCAGCUUCGGCGGCCGCUCCUGCCCACCGCCCGCCAUUACUCAUCAACAUGGACGAGACCGCCCUGGUGCGGCACCCCAGUGGUCUGGCGGGCACUGUCCUGAAGGUUCCUGCGGGCAAGCCCAUCUUGGGCGACCCCUCGUCUCUGGGCGAGAGACGCAGCCACAUCACGUAUUUGGCCAGCAUCACUCACGACGCAGAAGUGCAACUCCGCCUCCCGCAAGUUCUCAUCGGCAAUGAGCGUCAAUUUUCUGCGGCCAUGAUGAGAAGCUUGCCGACAUUGCCGGCGAAUGACGCGUGGCGCCGGGGUAAAGCCGCGUCUGAAGCUGGUUCCAUCAGCACGGUGCAGUGGCUCGAGAUUCUGGUCGCUGGCAUACAAGCGGUGUUGCCCGCCACCGACUGGGAAGAAGCUUUUGCAGCGGUGGGAGCAGUGGCAGAGCAGUCUCGCUUGGGCCGAAGACUUUGUGAUGCGCUGGAGUGGCAACAAGUUCCGACAGCGCCGGACGGCCUACCCUCUGUUGAAGCCGCGAGAAUGAUCUUCCCGAAGAACAUGAAGGUGAACCUUGAGGCCCUCCUGCACCAGGAGAUGGAGACUUUGAAGCAGCGUCGUGCUGCUUUAAAGCGCCAGUCUAAGGAUGCUGCCAAAGACCAAAAGCUCCUCGCUGCCAAGCGCCAGCGCUUGCUCAAGGCCCGUUGA
Molecule: messenger RNA, 1281 nt
Organism: Effrenium voratum
Lineage: Eukaryota; Dinophyceae; Suessiales; Symbiodiniaceae
Source: the annotation of a GenBank genome assembly